Branchiostoma belcheri (Belcher's lancelet) is the source of this 3517-nucleotide messenger RNA. RefSeq names its product serine/arginine repetitive matrix protein 1-like. The coding region runs from base 72 to 2771 and encodes 899 amino acids. The transcript is spliced from 19 exons. Gene Ontology annotation, cellular component: spliceosomal complex. Gene Ontology annotation, biological process: mRNA processing; regulation of mRNA splicing, via spliceosome. Gene Ontology annotation, molecular function: RNA binding. The record is from RefSeq and is a predicted model, not a curated record. NCBI's taxonomy places the organism in Eukaryota, Metazoa, Chordata, Leptocardii, Amphioxiformes, Branchiostomatidae.
GUAGGCGCGGGGCAGCAUGGGAGUUAAUUUGUUCCUGAUCACGUGGUGCCGCCCUGCGAAGUCGAGACAAGAUGGACGCAGGAUUCUUUCGGGGCACCAGUGCCGAGCAGGACAACCGUUUUGCCAACAAGCAGAAGAAGCUGCUCAAACAGAUGAAGUUUGCAGAUGGCUUGGAAAAGAAGGUUGACAUGACAAAGGUGAACAUCGAGACCAUCAAACCAUGGAUCAAACAAAAGAUAAACGACAUGCUUGGAUUCGAGGAUGACGUAGUCAUUGAUUACGUCUUCAACCUGCUGGAAGAGGAAAAGGAGCCAGACCCCAAAUGUAUGCAGAUCAACCUGACGGGGUUUCUGAAUGGGAAGAAUGCGCGAGAGUUCAUGGGGGACCUGUGGAAACUUCUGGUCAGUGCACAGGACAACAUCGCAGGCAUUCCCGCUGAGUUCCUGGACAAGAAGAAGGAAGAGAUAAAACAGAGACAGCUUGAACAGGAGCGUAUCCAGGCGGGGCUGAAGCGUUACCAGGAGCUGAAAGAACAAGAGGAGAAGGAGGAAGAAGUGAAAGUAGAAGAGGGGGAGGAAGAGAAAAAGGACAAAGCAGAGGGAACACAGGAGGACGGCACACACACUGGGGAGGCCGCUAAGGAGGAGUCUCCCACCCAGGCUAAUCCUGCCUCUACUCCUCAGCCUAAGAAAAGCUCAGAGUCCAAGUCUCCUUCUAAAGAAGAACCCAAGAAAAGAAGCCCCUCUCCCAAGAAAGCGGAAGCAGACCCUCCUGCAAAAAAGAGUAGUAGUGAACAUGAAAAGAAGCGGGACCGUAGGCGGUCGCGCUCGCGAUCUCGCUCGCGAUCCAGGUCCAGAUCCCCGCGCAGAUCUAGAUCCCCCAGACGAAGCCCUCAUCGCAGAAGGCGGCGAUCCUCCAGGUCCCGAUCGCCACGCCGUCGCUCGCCGCCACGCCGCAGGUCCCCACCGCGCCCAUCCCGACGCAACAGAGCUGACAGGGGAAGAGGUUGGAUGACCCAAAGACCUCAGAGGGGGAGAGGUUGGCUGCUACAAAGGGACCGUCGCAGAGGGCGAUCUCGGUCCAGGUCAGCGAGCUCCGGAUCGUCGGGUUCAUCUGGGUCCAGGUCACCAGUGAGGCGUCAGCGGCGGCCAUCUUCCCCAGCCAAGCGGUCCCAGAAAGCAGCCCUGUCACCCAGCCGCAAGGACAAGUCACGUUCACCCGAACCCAAACAGAAGGCUGAAGCAGAUGUCAAGGAGGAGAAGAAGAUUGCGGUUGUUCGGCCCCUGGGCUCCCCCUCCCCACCCCCGGCACACUACAAGGCAAAAAUGGAGAAGGAGAAAAGUCGGGAUUCAGGGGAGGCUGACGAUGCUGGUCCUGCAUAUGAAUAUGUACCAAAGCCUGAUGGUCUGCAGCAGAGACGACAGUACAGGAAGCAGCACUCCUCUCCCUCAGAUUCCUCCUCGUCGUCGUCAGAUGAAGAUGACAGGAAGAAGCCUGGGAAGGACAGUGGGCGGCGGCAGCGGUCGUACUCCAGGUCCCGCUCCAGGUCUCCACGCAGACGCAGAAGGAGCUCCUCCCCAGACAGGCGCAGGGCAUCUCCAAGGAGACGUGGCAGAUCUCCGUCCCCUAGAAGACGCACCCCCUCCCCAAUCCUCCGCAGACCGCGGUACAGUCCCUCCCCUCCCCCUCGCAGACGACGGCGCUCGUUCUCCCGCUCUCCCAGGCGCCGGACACCCUCACCAAGAAGAAGGGGAACCCCGUCUCCGAGAAGAAGGGGCACUCCGUCGCCCAGAAGACGUACCACCCCCUCUCCUAGAAGACGUACCCCGUCACCAAGAAGACGCCGGACGCCGUCCCCACGUCGGCGCAGAAGCCCGUCUCCUAGGAGACGAUCGAUGACCCCGCCACCACAGAGAAGACGUCGCUCCCCCACCCCGCCCCCCAGGCGUAGAUCGCCCCUCACUCCCCCUCCACGGCGGCGUAUGAGCCCGUCUCCACGUCGAUCACCCAAACGGGCCCGACCCAGCAGAGAUCAUUCCCCAUCUGCUUCCCCUCCACCGAAGCGACGUGCCCCCUCCCCCCACAAGGAGUCCCCAUCCCCCGUCCGUAGACGGCGCUCCCCCUCUCCCCCUCCCCGGCGUCGCCGCACGCCCUCCCCACAGCCCAGACGGCAGUCCCGCUCCUCCCGCUCCCCACGCAGGAUGUCGGGAUCCUCGCCCCGACGUAAACAGGACGUGUCGCCCAGACGCAGGUCUGCCUCCUCCCCACGACGCCGGUCGGCCUCGUCCCCACAGCGCUGGUCAGCUGGGUCACCAAAGAAACCAGUCAAGGAGGUGUCUCCAAGUCCUGUGAAGCGGAGGAAGAGAAGUGCUUCAGGCGAGAGAUCCCCAUCUCCAGAUCGAGCUCCCGUGGUUAAGAAGAAGCCGUCUCGCUCACCCUCGGGCUCCAGAAGUCCAUCUCCUAAACCAGCCCCGAAGAAGAAGAGCAAGAAGGAAGAGUCAGGGUCUGAAAGUGCUGACAAGGAGUCUGAUGCUGAAGUGAAGAAGAAGUCCAAGAAGGAGAAGAAGCACAAAAAACACAAGAAGCACAAGCACAAGUCCAAGCACAAGAAACACAAGAAGGAAAAAGAGGAGGAAAAAGAGGGUUCAGAAAGUGGGGAGGAGGAUGACAACCUUGAUGAACUGGAGCGAAAGUUACGAGAGCGAGCGCUGCAGUCCAUGCAGAGCAGAGCUAAGAGCUCCAAGUCAAACUCCCCUCAAGAUGAAGACUAGUCUAGCAAUGAGCCAGUUCACGGUUUUGAACUGUGCAUGUGGCGUGGGGUGCACUGUUGGUAACUUGUCAAAUUUGAAGGCCCAUGAGAUAUAAACAAAACUUGUUUGUACAUGUAUAACGCAUGGUAUGGACAAGAUGAUGAUGGACAAGAACUGUUAGGGGCCAUCGUCUUUGACAUUACGCCUGCACAGUUCAAACCAUGAGCUAGCAUAUUGUCUUAGCAUACCUUAUGUUGUAGGUUAUACAAUUGAUGUAACAGCAAGAAAAUGAAAGAAAAGUAGCUCUGUUCUUUGAGCCUUUGUUCAAUUUUAUUUGCUGAAUAAUACAAUACUAGUAGUCAGAAUUGUAACAGUUAAGACACUCGGUUUAGUUUUGGUUGGUGAAUUUUAGGUAUCUUCAAAAUUGAAUGCUGUAUGUGUACAUGAAUAUGUUUCUUUCUCUUUAGUUGUUUAUUUUAGCUGGACUUAGUCCAACUGAAUGGUUGUCAUAGGUGGACAUGGUCCAUCUCAAUAGCUGCUCAGUUUUUUAAAUGCUCGAUUAAGAGUUCAGCGUAAAACUGCCACUUUGGGGGAUGACUUUGACUUGACUGUUAUGGACAUGUGUAUUAGAACUGGAUAGUAUUAGUAGGUAUGACAAGUAAUCAGAACUGCCAACUGAUAGUACAUGUACAAGAAUUGUGUUUUAGUUGAAUGAAAGGAUGUACAAGCGCAUGUAUGGCCAAAAGAAUUAAAGUAGUUGUGCUGCA